Messenger RNA from Glossina fuscipes, 711 nucleotides. RefSeq lists its product as uncharacterized. The transcript is spliced from 4 exons. The record is from RefSeq and is a predicted model, not a curated record. Bases 1 to 711 code for a protein of 236 amino acids. Lineage: Eukaryota; Metazoa; Arthropoda; Insecta; Diptera; Glossinidae.
AUGUUUUCUUUAGAGCAACUGCCCGUUGUACCGUUAAAACAAUGGUCGCAUAUCGUUGUAGUGACAAUAUUAUUGAAAUCAACCAAAAGCAAUGUGCUUUUUACCAAACACGGAUCAUUUGGUUAUUUAGCCGCUGUGGCCAUGCCAUUGGAUUUGCCCAAUCGUAAUAUUUAUGUGGCCUUCAAUUUUGAGGCCAAUUAUGGUUUGCCGUCAAAUGAUUCUUACCAUGAAUGGAUUGAUAGGUGGAAUUUAGAUGAGGAGUUGCUGGGCAUUAGUAAUAAUAUAACCGCCAUUGACGGUCGACAAAUGGCGAAAAGUAAACGUACCCCGCAUCGACCGACUUAUUAUGGACGGCACUCAUUUUAUCAAACAUUCGUUGGUUAUUUAAAUUAUUUCCACAUGAAUGGUACGGCAUGUCUACUGAGAACAAUUUGUGAAAUAGCCUCUUCCAAUUUGGACGAAAACAACGGCGUAUUGGGAAGCAUUUUCAAAAUAUUAUUCAUGCCAACAACGUCAGCACGAGAAACUCCAUCUCUAUUAUUAUCAGGUCUUACGCAACACGACCUCUAUCAGGCCGAAUACCGAGGUAGCCAAUCGAAAACUCAAACAGGAAUCACAACUGAUAAUCAUAUGGAUACCGCAACAAACUGUCUAGAUUAUAUGGACUGGUGUCCUGAAGAAAUUAUUAAUAUGAUUUCAACUUUAUAUUAA